Molecule: messenger RNA, 2636 nt
Organism: Tyto alba (common barn owl)
Lineage: Eukaryota; Metazoa; Chordata; Aves; Strigiformes; Tytonidae
Product: flavin-containing monooxygenase 5-like
Exons: 8
Coding region: 611-2209 (532 amino acids)
Molecular function (GO): N,N-dimethylaniline monooxygenase activity; flavin adenine dinucleotide binding; NADP binding
Source: RefSeq, a predicted model, not a curated record
GCCUCAGCUCCAGCUCCGUGGCAGCACACACACACGUGCACACGUGUGUACCCACAGCAAAACAGCCUCGCCCAGGGCGUGCGCCGCCAGAGUGGGUCGCGGUGGUCACAGCGGCACGGCUCAGCGUCACCCUCAUCCCCUGCAUGCAGCCCCUCCAGAGGAUGGCUGGGUGGGCUGGGGACCCGGAGCGGUGACGGGGGGCUUCUGGCCACCACACGCCAGGGCUGGCACAGCUGCCAGCCACCAGUACCCUCAGCAUCCCCCCGCUUUUGUUUUCCAUGCCGCGACCUGCUGAAAUCUGGAGCGCAGCUACCUCUCAGCCCCGCACCCCAGAAAUCCUGGCGCGGCGUCUGCGUCGUUAAGUGCUUACAGAGCCUAAUGAUCCCCUUAGGAAGGGCAGGCGCAAGCAGGUGUGGCACGGCGGGUGGGGGAAACCUGUAGAUCAUGUCUGGAAGAAAUAAACCUUGUGACACUCCGGCUGGUUACCCACGGGAAACACGGGAACAGCCAUCCCCGACCAAGCGGCACCGCGUGUCCCCCUCGGUGUGACCCACCAGGCUCCACAUCCCCCUGAGGGUGUUUCACCCCCAGCAUCCCUGCACUGCGGGACAUGGCUGCCCGGAGAGUCGCCAUCAUCGGUGCCGGUGCCUCUGGGCUGUGCGCCCUGAAGUGCUGCCUGGACGAAGGGCUGGUACCCACCUGCUUUGAGAGAAGCGGGGACAUCGGGGGGCUCUGGCGCUUCGAGGAGCACCCCGAGGAGGGCCGCGCCAGCAUCUACCGCUCCGUCAUCAUCAACACCUCCAAGGAGAUGAUGUGCUUCAGCGACUUCCCCAUCCCCGAGAACUUCCCCAACUACAUGCACAACUCCAAGAUCAUGGAGUACUUCCGCAUGUACGCCCGGCGCUUCGACCUGCUCCGCCACGUCCGCUUCAGGACCAGCGUGUGCCGCGUGUCCAAGCGCCCCGACUUCGCUGCCACGGGCCAGUGGGAGGUGGUGACGGAGAGCGAGGGGAAGCAGGAGGCGGCCGUCUUCGACGCCGUGCUGGUGUGCACCGGGCACCACACCGAGGCACACCUCCCGCUGAGCACCUUCCCAGGGCUUGAAAAAUUUGAGGGUUGGUACCUGCACAGUCGGGACUACAAGAGCCCCCAGUCCUUUUCAGGGAAGCGAGUGGUCGUGGUCGGCACCGGGAACUCAGGCAUUGACAUCGCAGUGGAGCUGAGCCAUGUAGCCAAGCAGGUCUUCCUCAGCACCAAGCGUGGGACCUGGGUGCUGCACCGGGUGGCGGAUGGCGGAUACCCCUUUGACUUCUCCUACCUCAGCCGCUUCACGCAGCUUCUCCACAGCCUCCUGCCUCAAAACGCCACCAAUUUUUUCCUGGAGAGAAAAAUGAACGCCCGCUUUGACCACACACUCUACGGCCUGCAGCCCCAGCACCGGAUCCUUGACCAGCACCCGACCAUCAACGACGACCUGCCCAACUGCAUCAUUUCGGGCAGGGUGCUGGUGAAGCCAAACAUCCAGGAGUUCACAGAGACAUCUGCCGUCUUUGAGGACGGCACCAGGGAAGACAUCGAUGCUGUGAUCUUUGCCACGGGAUACAGCUUCUCCUUCCCCUUCCUUGAAGGCUACGUGAAGGUGGUGGAGAACCAGAUAUCUCUCUACAAAUUCAUGUUCCCCACUGACCUGGAGAAGCCAACGCUGGCUUUCAUCGGCUUCAUCCAGCCCCUGGGUGCCAUCAUGCCCAUCUCUGAGCUCCAGUGUCGCUGGGCCACUCAUGUCUUCAAGGGGCUGCAGGACCUGCCACCGUCUGCCGACAUGCUGGCUGACAUCGCGCAAACCAAGGAGAAAAUGGCCAAGAGGUACGUGAAGAGCCAGCGGCACACCAUCCAGGUGGAUUACAUCCCCUACAUGGACGAGCUCGCCUGCCAGGUGGGGGUCAAGCCCAACCUGCUCGCCCUCUUCCUCACCGACCCCAAGCUGGCGCUGGAGGUGGCCUUCGGGCCCUGCACGCCGUACCAGUACCGCCUGCGGGGCCCGGGCGAGUGGGUGGGUGCCAGGGAAGCCAUCCUCACCCAGCGGCAGCGUAUCAUCAAGCCCCUGCAGACGCGGCACAUGGAGAAGGAAGCAUCGGCCCUUGCCAUGCCCCUCGUCUUCAAGCUAGUUGGGGCCGUGGCCGUCCUCGCUGUCAUUUUUGCUUACUUGUAGGUGCCCUACAAGUGCAGGAAGGGAGGUUUUGUGAUGUGCUGGGGGGGGGCGCUGCCCGGUCCCCCCCUGCCCUGCGGCAGCCUGUCCGUCCCAGUGCUGGCAGGAGCCCUCCUCCUGCCUGGCACGGCCCCACCGCGGCCGCACCGCGAGCUCAGGGUGCACGGAGCCUCCCUGGCUGCUGAAAUAACGCCUCUGCGCCCGCUCUGCACCUCCCCCUGGAGAGCCGCUGCUGGGGACGGACAAGGAAACCUGCUCACACACAGGAUAAAAUCCAGUCCCUCUUUGAGCAGCGCUUUUGACCCAGCGGGGACUUAUCAGCUUCUCUGUUGCCGAUAACCCAUCUAAGCCACCACUGGCACACUCACGUGAGAGCCAAGUAGCAAAAGCACAGCAGACUUCCUAACUGGAUAAAAGUGUGUUAAACAGA